ACCACGCGCCUUGAUCGCGCGUGUCCCUUGCUGUCAUCUGGAGGAGCAACAGUUGUAUUGCACAUAUCUGACAACGCUCAUAAGAACAAGGAGUGACUCCUACACGGGUGUCUGCUGAGGUGUGAAUUUUUAAUUCAAGAAGCAUCUAGGUUUUGUAGCCACAAUGCCAAAAGUGAAGGCUGAGAAGAAAUCCCGCGUCCACAAAGAUGUGCAGAAGCAAGGAAUGUUGUUCAACACAGACCUUGGACAGCAUAUUCUGAAGAACCCUCUUAUCAUACAGAGUAUGGUAGACAAAGCAGCUCUUAGAUCCACGGAUGUGGUGCUGGAAGUUGGCCCGGGGACAGGAAACAUGACUGUCAAGUUGCUGGAGAAAGUGAAGAAAGUGAUUGCAUGUGAAGUGGACCCCAGGAUGGUGGCCGAACUGCAGAAGCGGGUACAGGGCACGCCCCUCCAGCAGAAGCUGCAGAUCGUCGUCGGCGAUGUGCUGAAGACGGACCUACCGUUCUUCGACGUAUGCGUGGCCAACCUGCCGUACCAGAUCUCGUCUCCGUUUGUGUUUAAGCUGCUGCUGCACCGGCCGUUCUUCCGCUGCGCCAUCCUCAUGUUCCAGCGCGAGUUUGCGCAGCGUCUGGUGGCGCCGCCCGGCGAUAAGCUCUACUGCCGUCUCUCGGUCAACACCCAGCUGCUGGCCAGGGUCGACCACAUCAUGAAGAUCGGCAAGAACAACUUCCGCCCGCCGCCCAAAGUGGAGUCGAGUGUGGUGCGGCUGGAGCCGCGCAACCCCCCGCCGCCCAUCAACUUCAAGGAGUGGGACGGCCUGGUGCGCGUCGUGUUCGUGCGGAAGCACAAGACAGUGGGCGCCGCCUUCAAGCUGGCCACCGUCACCCAGAUGCUGGAGCAGAACUACGUCACCUGGUGCUCGACGCAGAACAAGCGUGUCCCGGAGGGCUUCGACACCCGGCGAAUGGUGGAUCAGGUCCUCACGAACGGCGGCUUCACGGACAAGCGAGCGAGACACAUGGACAUGGAUGACUUCCUGGGGCUGCUGCAGGCGUUCAACGCCGAGGGGUUCCACUUCACGUGACCGGGCCGGCUGGUGAUGCCCCUGUUCGGACGCGCCGUCUUCUGCCGCCGCGAGCGCUGCGGAUCGGACGGUGGCGCGCCGACGCCCACCGCGCUGAGCGGGACUGUGACCUGGGCCUGGUUCACCGCUGGACGUACUGGCCCGGCACCUAACGCGCUGGGCUGGGCUGUGACCUGGGUCUGAUUCACCGCUGGACGCACUGGUCCGGCGCCUAACGCCCUGGUUGUCCGGCACUUGGCACGCUGGUUGUCUGGUGCCUAAUGCGCUGGUUGUCCGGUGCUUGACACGCUCGUCCGGCGCUUGACGCGCUGGUUGUCCGGCGCUUGACACGCUGGUUGUCUGGCUGCGCAGGGUGGGCUUAGGGUCUUGUUACGGCGUUUUGUAUGUGCGGCGUAUGUUGUGGCACGUGGUGAGACGGUGUGACGUGAGACGGCGCUAUAACAAGCGGGGUGGCGCGACUUGUAGAGGGGCAGGCGGUGACCCGUGACGGCUGUUGCAUCGAGAUGAUUGUUGUUUUUUUGACGUACUCACACGGCUCGUGUCGGAUGUGGUAUGAACCGUCAAGGCGAUUCAUGCGUCGUAGAAUGAAUCCUCUCCGAUGGAACGGAAUCCAAGGCAUGUGUUGGGAACAUUCGGGGGGGUAUUUCGGUAAACAAAAGUGAAGGGUCAGAUCCAAAGUACGUCAGAUCCAAAGGCAAAGGUCUGAAUCACGACAUGUAAGCAUAUGCAUUGUGUAUCGUUUUUCUCAGUGACGGUGUCACUGUAUUAUGUGCAAAUAUAUUACAGACGAAAA
Messenger RNA from Pollicipes pollicipes, 1877 nucleotides. RefSeq names its product putative dimethyladenosine transferase. The record is from RefSeq and is a predicted model, not a curated record. Gene Ontology annotation, molecular function: rRNA (adenine-N6,N6-)-dimethyltransferase activity. The transcript has 7 exons. Bases 164 to 1084 code for a protein of 306 amino acids. Gene Ontology annotation, biological process: rRNA methylation. Gene Ontology annotation, cellular component: nucleolus. Lineage: Eukaryota; Metazoa; Arthropoda; Thecostraca; Pollicipedomorpha; Pollicipedidae.